AUGCUGCUGGCCACCGUCAAGCUGUGCUGCGCCAUCACCCACGACCACCUGCCCGGCUUGAAGGGAACAGCCAUCGCAGCGAUACAGAAGGACGCGAGAGGGCUGGUGGUGAGAGGAUCCCGUCACCCGCCUUCCAAAAUCCCUCGUUAUAUUCAGAGGCUGGUGGCGAAGAAGACAGCUGUGUGCCUGGACCCCAAUGGAGACGUCGAUCCCAGCCGCAUCUCCAGUGUGGACCUCUCCUACAUCGCCCAGGGGGAAACAGCCCUGCAGCGAGCGCUGAGCAUCCUGCAACACCGCGCCAGCUGGCAAGAAGAAAGAAUGCUGGACACGAGGACCAAAAUGUCCAGUGCUGCUCUCCCUGGGCUGGGCAAGGUUUUUCAGGCUGAGGUGGUCCUGGCUGUGCCAGUGGCUCGGCUGCACCGGGAGCUCUUUGAGAGGAUCGAGCAAAUGCCCCAGUGGAACCCGACGCUCAGCAGGGUGAAGGUGCUGCAGCAGGUCGGGACGGACACACUGGUGACGCACGAAGUGACGGCUCCCAGCCCGGGCAACUUGGUGGGACAGCGGGACUUUGUCAGCGUGCGGCAUUGCGGGAGGAGGGACACGACCGUCUACCUGGUGCCCCGCCCGGAGCCGCUGCCCUUGCAGGAUGGGUGCGUCAG
Apaloderma vittatum (bar-tailed trogon) is the source of this 659-nucleotide messenger RNA. Its product is annotated as steroidogenic acute regulatory protein, mitochondrial-like. Gene Ontology annotation, molecular function: cholesterol transfer activity; cholesterol binding. NCBI's taxonomy places the organism in Eukaryota, Metazoa, Chordata, Aves, Trogoniformes, Trogonidae. The record is from RefSeq and is a predicted model, not a curated record. Gene Ontology annotation, cellular component: mitochondrion; mitochondrial intermembrane space. The annotation marks the transcript as partial. The transcript has 5 exons. Gene Ontology annotation, biological process: intracellular cholesterol transport; steroid biosynthetic process; regulation of steroid biosynthetic process.